CACAGAGCCCAGGGUCCUAGCAAAAUAAACCGCCGCUGGGUCCCACGGAUCCCAGCCGGGCGGAUAGCCCCGCACCCGCCAUCCCAUGCAUGGCCCGGGCGACAUUCGACAUGAACGCGGCGGGGCUCGAAGCUCGCGGCGGGGGCCACACAGAGCACGGACCACUCCCCUUCAGCGUCGAGUCUCUGCUGGAGGCUGAGCGCGUACCGGGCUCCGAGUCUGGGGAGCUGGGGGUGGAGAGGCCGCCCGGCGCCUCGAAGCCUGGAGCCUGGCCCCCUCCAGUCGCGCACUCUUGUCCCCCACGUAAGUGCUCAGUCUCCCGGUCUCAGGCCCUGAAAAGCGACCGCGCUGUCAAGGCUCGAAAGUCCAAGGUGCCCCGAGCCCUCCACCCUGCACCCUCCGCAAACACAAAACCAAUCGCAAACCACGGACGCCCUUCACCACCGCGCAGCUGCUGGCGCUUGAGCGCAAGUUUCACCAGAAGCAAUACUUAUCCAUUGCGGAGCGCGCCGAGUUCUCCAGCAGCUUGAGCCUCACUGAGACUCAGGUCAAGAUCUGGUUUCAGAACCGCCGAGCUAAAGCCAAGCGGCUGCAGGAAGCUGAGCUGGAGAAGCUGAAGCUGGCAGCCAAGCCACUACUGCCGGCGGCGUUUGCCCUGCCCUUCCCGCUGGGCACCCAGCUGCACAGCUCCGCGGCCACUUUCGGCGGCAACGCGGUUCCUGGGAUCCUCGCUGGGCCUGUCGCGGCCUAUGGCAUGUACUACUUGUCUUAGAUCAUGGAAUCAAGUCCUAACCUCUUGGUUAGGCUCAGGGCUGCGCACAGUUCCGCCCGCCGCUGAUGCUCCUGGUAACUUUCAUUUUAGUCUUUUUGUGCCCCCCCCCCCCGUUUAUACGGCGUUAUACUUGAUGACUGGAGCCUAUUUAUAGACAUCUUACAAAUACUUUAAGCCUUCCUAAAACCAUGCCCACACCAAUCUGUUUUUCUGAAAGAAAACACACCUUCAUACAGUCCUUGAAACAGACAAAAACAGUUCUUCCUAUUUCUUACAAAGCAGUCUACAAAGUAUUUCUGGGGUGGGUGUGCUCCCUGUAUUCACUCUGCCCCUACACCGAGGACUUCAGAGAGGCUCCAUUGAGCUGGCAUAAGAAAACAAAUUCCAUAAGAAGAAGUCAAAAUAAAAAAUGAGAUAAUCGGACGGUUAGAAAUUACUGUCUCUUCAACUAAAUGUAUGUUGUGACUAAACGGAAACUUUUACACGUUUUAGGUUUUACACCAUUAUUAUUUUUUUUAGAGUAUAUGUCGUUCAAGGAGCUAGAGGCAAACGCUGGAUGGACUUGGAAGUAGGGGAGGGGACUGUUGGCGCCAUGCCCUAAAGUAAGGGUGGCUGCUUCCCCCGGCAGCAUCUUCUGAGCUUCUUCGAAAAGAGCCUGCUGGGGGGGGGGGGAGACUGGAGGGCUGAAGGCAGCAGGGACCAACCUCUAGCCUCUUGCCAGCAGGUGUCCAAUCAAUAAAGAGAAGAAAGUGAGAGCUGAGCACCUCAGAUCUCCCGUUGUGGGUGCAGUAGGAAGCGAGGCCUGUGAAGGUCCCAGAAGAGUCACUCUGAGUGCCGGCUGCCUCUGUAAUUCUGGCGCUCCUUAGAAAAACGGAGGACUUGUUUAGGAAUCCGGACUCGUACCUUUAUUUUACCUUUAUCUGAGGAAAGAAAACAGACCAACUGAGCUGUUCUGUCCUAUCCUGUUCUGUCUCAAUCCUAUCAUGCAAGAUUGAGGCCCUUAGGGUACCUGACAACAGGCACUAAUACACCCCAUGGCUGUUUCCACAGGACGCUUUUGCUGCAAUCUGGAGACUUUAGCUGGAGUGUGUUGAGGGCUCACAACGGUCCCCUGGAGUCACAGCCCAGUACCUUUGGCAAGCCCCUUCUGCCAGCCUUCGAGCAGGGGAGGAAGAACCUGCCUGCAGAGGGCUGCUGGUUGUGUGUUCAUGAGAACCUGGAAUUUCACAGUGAUAGACGGCCCAGGGUUAGGAUGCUCUGGUUGGGAGGAAGGGAAAGACUGGGCUAUGCUCAGCAGUCCAAGCCAGCUCCAGGAAAACUGCUGUCCUGUGACCUUCACUGGUCCAUCACCUCCAAAUAAAACCGAAAAGAUAAUAUUGCAUGGAAUUGCCUAUUGAUACGUAUUGACAUUCUUCUGCCCUGUGUCUCUUGGAAAAAUGGAAACCAGAUAGGUUUGGUUUGGUUUUGAGACCAAAUCUUCACUAUAUAGCCCUAACUGAUCUAGGACUUGGCUAUUCUCCAAGGACAGCCUUAGACUUACAAAGGUCCACUUGCCUCCCAGGUUCUGGGAUUAAAGACAUACCACAAUGC
Messenger RNA from Mus caroli (Ryukyu mouse), 2362 nucleotides. RefSeq names its product homeobox protein MSX-3. The record is from RefSeq and is a predicted model, not a curated record. Gene Ontology annotation, cellular component: nucleus. Gene Ontology annotation, biological process: regulation of transcription by RNA polymerase II; embryonic morphogenesis. Lineage: Eukaryota; Metazoa; Chordata; Mammalia; Rodentia; Muridae. Gene Ontology annotation, molecular function: RNA polymerase II transcription regulatory region sequence-specific DNA binding; DNA-binding transcription factor activity, RNA polymerase II-specific.